Messenger RNA from Coniosporium apollinis CBS 100218, 1206 nucleotides. RefSeq lists its product as uncharacterized. The record is from RefSeq and is a predicted model, not a curated record. The transcript has a single exon. Lineage: Eukaryota; Fungi; Ascomycota; Dothideomycetes. Bases 1 to 1206 code for a protein of 401 amino acids.
AUGGCCCGCAGUACAUCUUUGAAGAUAACACCCGCUCCGUUCCGCUCGUCGAACCUCGCGAUACCUCCAUCGCCGUUCUCUCCUCGCUUGCCCAUCACACCACCACCAGCAGCGCCUAGACCCGCUUCGGGCACCGCAUUCAGACGGCCUACAUACAAUCUGACCAGCUCACCUCCUCCAAACCCGCUGCAAUGGCUCUGGACCUGUCACAUGUGCCACGUGACCUACCCAAUUGGCGCUACCAGACGAUGCCUUGAUGAUGGACACUUCUUCUGCUCUGGCACCACGACAAUCAAGGCCUGGCGGAAGAGCGUGUCGCCCAAACGGCGGGUGAAGAAGCAUCGGGCCUGUGCAUCUGAGUUCGACUACAGCGGCUGGAAAGUCUGGGGCGAAUGGCGCAGGGAGGAACAUGCAGCGUCGGAGGCCUUCGAUGACUUCACCAGCGGAUCAAGCUUCAGCGACGACGAGAGCGACAGCGGCGCUAGCUGCUGCUGCAGUGACGAGUGUGCCCCGCCUCCAUCCGGAUCGACGAAGAAGGACUGCUGGAACAAGUGCGACUACCCCAGCGAGUGCCGCUGGGGAAAGCAGUUCGGCGUCCAGACGCCUCCUAAAAUCCAGACACUCGUCGUUACGUCCUCAGAAACAUUCUCACAGCCUGAGCUCCCGCCCGCGCCGGCGUCCCAACCGCCUACCAGCUUCGAGUCCAUCCUCGCAAAGAACAACAUUACUCAGAUUCAGUCGUCUCCAACAACGCCCAAGUCAGCCGGUGCCAACAAGGCAGACUUCUGGGGCGCGCUCCUCGCGUCCGCCAACCGCCGCAAGAGCGCAAGCACCCUGGCUCCCAGCCCGCUCUCGCUGCACCCCAUAACAGAGGAGACCGCGAGCAUCUCUGUGCCAGAGCCCGCUUUCGUACCCCCGUCAUCUCCGUCGACUGCAAUGACUUCGCCCGUAGCGGCCGCUGACGCGUUGUUUGAGCAAUCUAAACAUAUGCUGUUGACCGCGCCAUUGAAGAGCGGGACAUCGGCGCUGAAGCUCGCGACGUUGAACUUCUCAAUUCCACAGUCGAGCAUUAGGAACGGGGCUGCGCCAGUCAGUAGCGAUAUGAGGAGUACUUCGGCUUUGAGUCUGCCGGGGGAGCCGAUGGAGGGGGUAGAGAUGAGUUAUGUUGGGCAUCUUAGGAAGCAGGAUAGUGGGUAUUUCAAUUAG